AUGAAUGGAUCUGGAUUUGAUUGGUUACAGGUAACGUCUGGCAAUAAUAGCGGGAAAGUUCUGCCGGCUCCACUAGUAUCCUUUGGAGGUGGAGAGGAGCGGUCGCUGUCACCAUUGAAUGGGAGUUUGUCACCCAGUUUCCAGAAGGAUAUGUCUCCCAAUACAAGUGUCAAUGGGCAAGAGACGGGCCGCCUUUAUAACGCUAGGUCAAUGGUGAAUAUCCCGAUACAAGCGACAACCACAAACAACUCGCCUUUGAAUUCAAUCUCAAACCUUGAUGUCAGCAACCCUGCUAAUAGAACACACGCUGCAUCAUUUUCUGUAUUGCCCCAGAGGACACAAAAUUACUUUUCAUCUUCUGCAACGUAUCAGUCGGACGACGAUCUAAGCACCGGGAGCCUUCACGGAAACCACAACCAAAAUCACAGUGGUAACAACAGCAACAUUGGUGGUAUGACCAACAAUAAAAAUUAUGAUGACGAUAGUAUUUCGGGCCAAAAUGGUGACAGUAUACCCCUAUCACUUCAAACGCAUGAACUUACCUUUCAAGAAUCAAAGACAUAUAUGCGUUGGUACAGUGAUAUACUCGCACGUACUAACAACUCACGGACCAUUUCAAUGAAUGAUGUGUAUUCAUUCUUAAGUAAUUUCAAGAUUCCCGAAAUUUGCAAAGAGAAAAUCAAUAGAAUUUUCUUUAAGAUACUAAACUCUAUCAAUAUUGGAGAAUUUUUUGCAUUGUUAAGGUUAAUCUCCCACGCAUUGAAUGGACAAGAUAUUUCGAGAAAAUUGAUCAAGAUGCAAGCACCAACGCCCAUUCCUCCUUCGAUCUUAUCCAAGAAGCGCCACACUGAAGAUGAAGAUGACCAUGAGAAUAACGAAGAGUCGAAUGCCGCAGAGAUUGUAUCCUCUCUGGGAACCUCAGAUGGCUCCAGCCAACCAUCCAAGCCGCUUGAUCUUGAUUCAUUCACCCAAUUUAUGUUGACUGGUGAAAGACCAGGUGAAAAACGCACAAAGAAGAGAACGAAAAAGGCCAAGUCAGUUAAAUUUUCAGAUCAAGUGGUAACAGAUGUACAUGAUUUUGAUAUGAAUAACAACAAUUUUGCAUCACCAUCGCCACAACCAAACCAAGAUAUUGACUAUUCUUUGCCCAUGGACCAGCUUUUAGGGAAAAUAAAGCAAGCACAAUCUGUAGAGGAGAGAGAAAUUCUUAAAGAUAUGGAAUCUCAAAUAAACCAUUUCCAAAAUUUGAAUACUGUCGAUAAACCAACAUCAGCAUAUGAGGAAAAUAGCCACAAUGAUAAUUAUCAAUUGCUCAGACCAAACAUGACUGGCCCCGCACAGAUGUCACAACUAUUUAGUCCUUCACCCGAACCCCAGUAUCUGCAAGACGAAGUGUUACAACCAAAUAUGACAGGACCAGCUCAAAUGGCGAGAUUGCAACCGAACAGAACGGGUCCCGCAGAUAUGGCCAGGAUAUUUACACCUGAAAAUUCAGAGCAGCCUAAGAUCUCUCUUCAAUCGUUUACUGAUCAAAUGACUGGGAACACUAUAUCAAACACCUUACAGAACUCUAGAACCUCGGUGACUGGUUCUCCAACUAGCUCACCAAUGCAUGUUAACGGACUGAGUAAUAACAUCAAUGAAUACAACAACAGCAAUAACAAUUAUAGUAACAACAACGGAUAUGGAUACGAAAACCGGCCAUUACCACCACCUCCUGUCCCACAAAAUAGAAGAAGUAGAUCUGCAACUUCCCCCCCAAUAAUUUCAUCUCCAUUGUCAGGAUCUUUCGGGGAAACCUUCCAUGCUCCCAAUAUACCUCAGAGAAAUGUGAGCUCUCCGGUUAAUGGAUCUGCGAGAUUACCACCACCUCCACCGCCUUCAAGAAGAAGAAAUUUGAGUACCUCAACAACGUCACCUCCUCCACUACCCCCAAAGGUUGUGCAUCAACAACAACAACCACAACAACAUAGUCAAAGCAUAUAUGGAAAUGAAAAUGGGAAUGAUAGUACUUCAAAUUUAUUAACUGACUUGAAGGCACUUCAAGAUGAAGUAGAUAGGAUCAGAGACAUGACAGGAGGCUUUUAA
This is a messenger RNA of Dujonia railenensis, 2088 nucleotides long. The record is from the annotation of a GenBank genome assembly. NCBI's taxonomy places the organism in Eukaryota, Fungi, Ascomycota, Pichiomycetes, Serinales, Debaryomycetaceae.